AGUACCUAAAUAUCACCUAAAACUAAAGGACCACUUGCCCCUACCUAUAAAACUACAUUACAUAUUAUUUAAAUUCACUCAACUAAUGAUAAUAGAAUUUGUCUUACAACAUGGGGUUAUGUUCGCUUAUACAUAUGAAUAUCUCAUUUUUCGAAGCCCUCACUCUUUAAAGCUAUGGGCAACAUUGCACCCCAGGUAAAAUGGUGUAUCUCCAUAUUAAUGGCCAAGAAGUGGGAAGUUAUGUAUUGGACCAACUUGACAUGACUAAAUAAGGUAACAUUUCAUAUAUUUGAAAUUGACAAAUCAUGAAUGAUCCUACCUCCAAAGUACAAACUGGGGAUAGUUCGACAUUUAGACACUUUCAAAACUUAUUUUGGCAUUUAGUCACAAGUCUUGAAAAAUUAGGUGUUUAGACACAUUUAUGACAUCAUUCAUUCUUUCAUCCAAACCUACCACACAAGUUUUAAACUUUACACUUUAAUCCCCUGCCUCAUCCAUUUAAUAUUUAAUAUUUCAGACCUUUUUAUAUAUUUUCACCAUUUUUUCAUAUUUCCUAUUUUAAUUUAGAAAAUUAUCCAAGAAGCCACCAAUAGGAGCUCCCUUUUUCACCAAUAAUUUUCGAUUCCGGCCACUUUUUUCGGCUACUUUUCCGACAAAAAAUUGUUUAUCACAACUGAAAAUCUCCAUUCUUCAUCAUUGCCUCCAUUGUUGUUCCAUCCUUUUUGAAAAAAAAAAUUCCAAUUUUUUUCACCAUUUCUACUAGCUCGAAAAGCUUUCCAAAUCUGCUCAAUACCUCGUCAUUAGAUAUAUUUCAGUAGUUCAGAAGUCCUACACAUACAUUUUUCCAUCCCAGAGCUAGGAGGGCAACAAUUAUAUCGAAAAUCAGUCAAUUCGCAUCUUUGUACGGACGUAUUCAUACCAGUGAUCGACUAGUCAUCGACCAUCUAUAGCCCUAAACAUUGAUCUAUUAUCAAUUUGUGUGGUCUAUUAUGACAAUAGCUGAGGUAGUUGCCGUGGAUGGUAUUUAUAUAGGUGCGUGGGAGGAGGGUCCCAACAGUUGGAGGUGGAAAUCAUCUACAAAGAAGACAGUGCCCAUCUCGCUGCGUCGCAAUGGAUUGUAUGACGACAUGGUUCAAAGCGUAAUUGAGAGUGGAGAAUUAGAAUGCGAGCCAAAGAACAUUGAUAUUAGCUAUGUAAUGAAUGGGCGGGGUAAAAUACAUCUCACGUUCAUAAAUAAUGAUCGACAUGUGUCGUUAUACAUGUUGGAUGUCGUUGCCGAUGGUUCUAGGUCAUUAUUGAGAAUAAAUAUCGUUUCGGAGUCUCCCACAAUCCAGCCACCAUAGCCGAUAAUCGACGAAGAUGAUUCAUUUGAAGAUGAGAGUUUGGAUGUUAAUCCAAUGGAUUCGGAAGAUGAUUCAAUGGAAUUGAAAGAUCCAAUUUUCUCUGAAGAAGGGGGAGAAGAGUGCGAAUUGGGAGCACAAACCAACCACACCUUCUCCGACGGAACUACUUUUCAGGUAAAUCAAACAUUUAGCAGUAAAAAGGAGCUGAAAUUGUUGUUGGACGUAGCAGCUGUGAGAAAUUCUUUUGAUUAUGCUACGUUGUAGAGCUGCAGCAAAUUCCUCAAGGUAAAAUGUCUUUGUCCUAGCUGCGGGUGGAUGUUACGGGCGAAGAAGUAUGAAUGCACAGACAGAUUCGUCAUCUAUAAAUACAUCAUCGAUCAUAGUUGCGACGUCGAAUAUGCCAUCCACUGCCAAAGAAAAAUCUCGUCUAAAGUCAUUACAUCUCUGUGUGUGAACAUGUAUCGUGAAGGAAAGGGUCCAGACACAACGAGAUUCGGAGGAUCGUUUCCAAGAACUUGAAAAGUAGACCAAGUUAUUGGAAAUGUUGGCUGGGGGGGGGUGAUUGCCAAGAAAAUGGUUCGAGGGACAGCGGACCACGGGUAUUCCUGCCUGCCCAUUUUUUCGAACAUGAUCGACGUUCUUAAUAUCGGCACUACCUAUUCCAUCAUGGUGAACAAGGUCGAUUGUAGGUUUACGUAUUACUUUUUAUCAUUGGGUCCUUGCAUUAAGGGAUUCGCCCACAUGAGGAAGAUUAUUGCAGUCGAAGACACUCAUUUAUACAGCAAGUACGAGGGCGUGUAGCUAAGCGCGGUUGCACAAGAUACGGAGAACCAUAUUUAUCCCAUUGCCUUUUGCAUCGUUGACAAGGAAAAUAAUGCAUCUUGCACGUUCUUCUUUGAGAAAAUGAAGUCUAUUGUGGUCGAUGGACCAGAUUUGUGCUUUAUCUCCGAUAGGCACAAGAGCAUCGCCAAUGGCAUCGCGAAGGCAUACAACCAUGCUCAUCACGAGUACUGCAUGAGGCACCUAGGUAAAAAUCUUCGAGUAAAUCACCACUGUGGAGAACACCUCUAUCUAUUCUACAAUGCGGCAAAGGCAUAUUCUCUCGAGAAGUUUAGCUACCAUUUUGUGGAAUUCAAGAACUACUGUCCCGAGAAAGCCUUUUUCCUCGAGCAUGAUCUUAGUUUUGAGAAAUGGAGCAGGGCAUAUUUCCGUGGCAACAGGUUUAAUGUGAUGACCACAAAUAUUGCUGAGUCGGUGAAUGCUAUAUUGAUUGUCGAAAGGGAGUACUUCGUGGCAUCCAUAUUUAAUUCGAUUGCCAAGAGGUUUGUCGAAAUAUUCAGGGAGAGGCGUGCCUACAUCCUUAAAUGUAAGGAUAACAAAUUUGUUCCCGCCGCCAAAAAGAUCUUAACAAAUAAUGUGAGUGAGGGCGACUCCUUCUAUGUGAAGAAUAUAAGCGGGGAUGAAAGGCAAUACACUGUGUUCGGAAGUGGCUGUACGGCCAAAGUUGACCUACUGGAAAGGUCGUGUUCUUGCAGGAAGUUUGACCUGGUCAAAAUAUCAUGCGAUCACGCGAUGGCCGCUUUGAGAUCAAAGCACGGUGAAGAUUAUGGUUUGAGAUUCUAUGAUUACUCUUCGCCCCUGUAUAAAGUGGAAGAGUACCUCCUUGAGUAUUUGGAAUCAAUUAAUGUUGUCCCUUUGGAGUCUAAAUGACGCAUGCCACAAGAAUUGCUAGAUAUGAACAUUAUUCCACCUCUCAUGGUCACCAAGCUCGGAAGGAAGAAAAGAAAAUGCGUUAAGGGCGUGGGCGAGACUUUCAAGUCAAAGAGGAGGAACAAGUGUUCACUGUGCAAGAGACCCGGACACAAAAGAACCACUUGUAACAACAACAAAUCAUAGUUAGUCUUAUAUGAAUUUGUGUUUUUUUAAGUCAUGGAAGUGUAUGUAUUUUGACAAACCUUUAGUUGUCUGAUUAAUGCUAGAUUUAUUGACUUAACUCUUUGUCUAUUAUCGACCUUUUUAAAGUAUUGCAUAUAUUGUGUGUCUGGUCAAUUUCUUUUAUUCUUUAUUUAAUAAAUGGUAUAUUAUCGAUCUAAGUUACAGUCUAUUAAAAAUCCUAAA
Capsicum annuum is the source of this 3461-nucleotide messenger RNA. RefSeq lists its product as uncharacterized. NCBI's taxonomy places the organism in Eukaryota, Viridiplantae, Streptophyta, Magnoliopsida, Solanales, Solanaceae. The coding region runs from base 2247 to 3053 and encodes 268 amino acids. Gene Ontology annotation, molecular function: zinc ion binding. The record is from RefSeq and is a predicted model, not a curated record. The transcript has 2 exons.